This is a messenger RNA of Eucalyptus grandis, 2097 nucleotides long. Its product is annotated as chaperone protein dnaJ 15. Lineage: Eukaryota; Viridiplantae; Streptophyta; Magnoliopsida; Myrtales; Myrtaceae. The record is from RefSeq and is a predicted model, not a curated record. The coding region runs from base 466 to 1719 and encodes 417 amino acids. The transcript has 11 exons.
CGGACAAAACAAGAAGGGAAAAAAUCGAGACAUUCGCGGGGAGAGGAGAGGGUGGGGGUCCCAUCUUGCAGCUCGAGCUGACGGGCUUCCGACGUUCGAAAAACCCUAGAGCUCCAUUCGCUGCCGAUUCGAUCCGAUCCGAUCUUCUUCCUUCCUCCGCCUUCGCUUCCUCCGCCGUCGCGAUCCGGUGGGGCCUCCCGUCCGUCGAGCUCGCCGGGCCCACCACCCGCCCUCGCGGCGUCUUUCUGGGACCUCAUUUCCCCGGCGCGGACUCCGAGGGGGCGGAAGAAGAGCGCGAUCCGAUGCUUCGGAUUCCGCGCCUCGUCUUUUUGGCGGAAAAAAUUCGUUCUUUAAGUUGAAUUGGGGGGAGGGAGGCUCCGUUCGUUUUUUGAAUUCCCGCCUGGAGAUUUGGGAUGGAGUGAAUCCAGGUGAACUGGGUUGAUUUCGAUAGAGGGAGGGAGAGAUAUGGGUCCGAAGGUGGAAGGGCCGUCGGCGGCGGCGUUGCGGCGAGACCCGUACGAGGUGUUGAAUGUGUCCAGGGAUUCGACCGAUCAGGAAAUCAAAACUGCCUACAGAAAGCUUGCUCUCAAGUAUCACCCUGACAAGAAUGUUGACAAUCCUGAAGCUUCUGAACUUUUUAAGGAGGUUGCAUAUUCAUACAACAUACUAUCUGACCCAGAGAAAAGGAGACAAUACGAUAGCGCAGGGUUUGAGGCUCUCGAUGCUGAAGGCUUGGAUAUGGAAAUCGACUUGUCUAACCUGGGAACUGUCAAUACAAUGUUUGCAGCAUUAUUCAGCAAACUGGGUGUGCCAAUCAAAACUACAAUCUCUGCCAAUGUUCUUGAAGAAGCUAUCAAUGGAACUGUAACAGUACGACCCCUUCCAAUUGGAACAUCAGUCAGUGGAAAGGUGGAUAAGCAAUGUGCUCACUUUUUUGGUGUAACAAUUAAUGAACAACAAGCAGAAGCUGGUAUUGUAGUAAGAGUCACUUCCACAGCACAAAGCAAAUUCAAAUUGCUUUACUUCGAACAAGAGGCCAAUGGUGGUUAUAAUUUGGCCUUACAGGAAGACAGCGAGAAAACAGGCAAGGUGACAUCUGCAGGAAUGUACUUUCUACAUUUCCAAGUUUACCGAAUGGAUUCAACCGUGAAUGCAUUGGCAAUGGCCAAGGAUCCUGAAGCUGCAUUCUUUAAAAGGUUGGAAGGUCUACAACCUUGUGAGGUUUCAGAACUUAAAGCUGGAACUCACAUCUUCGCUGUCUAUGGAGAUAACUUUUUCAAGCCUGCAAGCUACGUGAUAGAGGCUCUAUGUGCAAGAUCAUAUGAAGAUUCAACGCUGAAGCUGAAGGAAAUUGAGGCUCAGAUAUUGAGAAAAAGGACGGAUCUACGCCAAUUUGAGACAGAGUAUAGGAAGGCCCUUGCACGAUUUCAGGAGGCGACCAACAGAUACAGCCAGGAAAAGCAGUCUGUAGAUGAGUUACUAAAACAAAGGGAUGGCAUUCAUUCUUCGUUCACUGUAACCCGGGUAGCAAGUGGUGACUUUGGUAGCAGUGGUACUGCUGGUAAUGGUACUAGCAGCAGCAGCAGCAGCAACAGAGUUCCAGGUGAAGAUUCGAAGAUGGGAAGUCCAGUGGAAGAUGGAUCUGUUGAAGGAAAAGACAAAUCCAAAAAGAAAUGGUUCAACCUUAAUCUCAGAGGAUCUGAUAAAAGGGUUGGUUGAAUUGUAGAAUUGUAUAGAGUGUAUUUAUAUUCAUCCAGCAUUCAACCGAUCAGGGCACUACCUUGCUGUCUCUUAAGAGCUUCAAUCUCAUAUUCACUUAUUACUCGUCUUGUGGGUCUUUUUUUUUUUUUGCUGUUUAUGCAGAAUCAAUGUUGUUUAUAGUGGCUAUUAGUUGUAUCUUGUUUUCAUCUUCCCAGUGCUGACACGAUGUAAUUGUAUCAAGGAAAAAAGGCAGAGAGAAAGAAUGGAGAGGAAAUGUGGUGCCUUUUGUAGUAAUCCUCGCAUUUGCCAUUAGUGUUGCUGUUCUUCCAAUCAUGUAAUAACUCUAACCUGCAGUACAGUAUAAUGAUCGCGAAUGCCCGAUAUGAUUUAUUUCAA